Molecule: messenger RNA, 3982 nt
Organism: Rhipicephalus microplus (southern cattle tick)
Lineage: Eukaryota; Metazoa; Arthropoda; Arachnida; Ixodida; Ixodidae
Gene: mRNA-cap
Product: RNA guanylyltransferase and 5'-phosphatase mRNA capping enzyme
Biological process (GO): 7-methylguanosine mRNA capping; protein dephosphorylation
Molecular function (GO): ATP binding; mRNA guanylyltransferase activity; mRNA 5'-triphosphate monophosphatase activity
Source: RefSeq, a predicted model, not a curated record
AAACGGAUGCACUCUCGAACGCAGUAAUCUCCGUAUACUUUCUGUGCGCACACCGGAGGACGAAGCAGCUCAACGUUGUGGAAAGGCCGUGAAAGUCGACCAUGACUGAGCAUAACAGCCGCAAGCGGCGGCAUCCGACGGAGUUAGGCCCACCUCCACGAUGGCUCAACUGUCCGCGCAAGGGAGCUCUCAUUGCUGAGAAGUUCCUUCCUUUCAAGACGCCCCUGAGCGAGGUGUAUGAUGCUCAGGUGCCCGAGGAGAACCGCUUCCCGCCAUCCAUGCUGUUGGACUCCUUGUCCAGCUACAAGCUGAAAAUGGGACUGUGGAUCGACCUGACUAAUACAGACCGAUUCUACAACCCCAAGGUGGUCGAGGAACGAGAGGUUCGAUACCUCAAGCUUCAGUGCCGUGGCCAUGGAGAGUGCCCCUCGGAGGAGCAGACAGACUUGUUCAUUGAAUUGUGCCAGAGGUUCAUCUCUAAGAACCCACUGCACAUAAUUGGUGUUCACUGCACGCAUGGUUUCAACCGGACAGGUUUCCUCAUUGCCAGCUACUUGGUUGUGAACAUGUCCUGGAGCAUUGAAGCAGCAGUUGGGGCCAUUGCAGAGGCUCGGCCCCCUGGCAUCUACAAAGCUGAUUACCUUCGAGAGCUGUUCAAGCGAUAUGGGGAUGUUGAUGAAACUCCUCCGCCUCCUCCUCGGCCCAGCUGGUGUGAUGAGGAUAACGAGGACCUAGACGAUGAUGGCAAUUCACUGGGCGGCAAUGGCGGUGGAGAUGGACCCGUGCACACACGACGGAGACGGGAGUUCAACAAGAAGAACCCCACCUUCAUGGAGGGUGUGCCUGGUGUGGAGCCCAUCACCACUCAACCUAAACUUCUGCAAAUACAACGAAGGUGUCAGGAGCUUUGCCACUGGGAGAGUUCAGGCUUCCCUGGCAGCCAGCCCGUGUCCAUGGAUCGGGACAACAUCAAAAAGUUGCAGAAAAAAGAGUACAUGGUCAGCUGGAAAGCCGACGGAACACGGUACAUGAUGCUCAUAGACGGGGAAAACGAAGUCUACUUCAUUGACCGGGACAACUGUGUUUUUCAAGUAUCAGGCCUGUGCUUCCCCAAGCGCAAGGACCGCUCCCAACACAUCCAGGAGACGCUAGUGGAUGGGGAGAUGAUUAUUGACAAGGACAAUGGAAGGGAUGUGCCUCGCUACCUGAUCUACGACAUCAUCCGUUUCCAGGGUGAGGAAGUUAUGGGGGUGGAUUUCUGUCGGCGGUUAACAUGCAUCUCCCACGAGCUGUACGAGCCACGCAAGGCAGCCAUGCAAGAAGGCCGCAUCAAGAGGGAAAGCGAGCCCUUUGGUGUGCGACAGAAGCAGUUUUGGGAUGCCUCCUUAACGUACAAGCUGCUGAGUGACAAGUUUGCCCAGAGCAUGCCCCACGAGUUGGACGGCCUCAUCUUCCAGCCCAAAGCGGACCCGUACAUCUGUGGCCGAGCUAUGGAUGUGCUCAAGUGGAAGCCGCCCCACCUCAACACCAUCGACUUUCGGCUAAAGAUUAUCAAGGAAACUGGCCCAGGUAUUGUACCCAAGCUAGUCGGACAUCUCUUUGUGGGUGGCUGUGACCUUCCAUACGCAAAGAUGAAGGUCAACAAGCAGUUACGGAACAUGGACAACAAGAUUAUCGAGUGCAGGGUUGAAAGUGGCAACUGGGUCAUGCUUCGGGAGCGAACAGACAAGUCUUUUCCCAACAGUUACAUCACGGCCGAUGGUGUUAUGGAGAGCAUAAAAAAUCCCGUUGACAAGGAUUACCUCCUCCACUUCAUCCACGAAUGGGGGUUUCGCAAGAGGCCGACAGAUAGCGAACUGAUGCCACCUCCAAACCAGCGCGCCGCACCCUAGUGGAGACCCCGUUGUGUCGACAGAGCCAACGUGCGCUACCGCCGCUUCGUAGCUCGCUGAACUACAACGAUGCGCUCGCUCCAUUUCCAUCGGAGCCAAGAACUGACGGCGGCCGCUUCCGAAGUUCUUGGGACUCGGUCACUCGCCUAUUGCGUGAAAUGCACGUUUUCUGGCCCACGAGCCGCAGUGUAGUCUCCUUCACGCAUUCACUAUGACACAGGACACAAGGAAUGGUGUGUGGAGUCACCGCAGCUGUGGUACCGUCUUCAUUCAGCGUGUGUAAAUAGAGACGGGCACUGAGAAAGCAUCACUGACCGUGUCACUGUGGCAAGGGGAAACGCCGCGACUAGCAAGUGUGUUCGAGAUGGGCGACCGUGUGACAACACAUGUGGCACAACUGGUGCCCCCGUGAGGCGUGUGUUGACUGUGAACGCCGUGUGUUACCUCAAGGUGCUCUCUACAGGGCGAAAUUGCUUCGUCUCCCAUAGCACUGGUCUGUCUACGAGUGCUUCUUUACCUCUCUCACUCUUUUGCACUCCCCUUUCUUGUGCUCUGUUUGUCUGGUUUUUCAGGCUCCUGUUUCGAAUAAAUAGGCUGAUUGCGACCACCCACUGCUUUUGCUUUGGGGGCAGGAGGGGGGGGGGGGGUGACCUUGUUUGUUAGCAGCCUAUGCAUGCACAAAUCGCUGCCUUUUUUAUUUGUUUUGUCUUUGCUUCUUUUGAAGAACAUUGUUUGACUUGCACACCGCUUUAAGUGCUGCAGAUUUCUCAUACGCGCAUUUAGCUUGUAGCCCUAGUGCUGGCAGCAAACCACCCCAUGAAAGUGAGAAGGAAAAAGCAUAGGAUGGAGGCAAGAUUGGAUCAUGAGCACGCUUCGAACAGAAAGGGUUUAUUUUGAAGCGAUGUGCAUAAAGUGCAGACGGAAGAACUGCUGGUCGAAGUUGCAGCUUGGCAAUCCUGCAACCCCUUUUGGAAAAACAAGAAGUGAGAAUGGUGUGCUCUUGUACAUGAGCAUUACUUACCAGUGGCAUUUACAGCUAUAGCUGCAGGAGCUGACUAUAACACUGCUAGGAUCACCCCAUUCACUGAAGAGAGAAAAAUGAGUGAGUGAUAAGCGUCUGUUUGUCUAGAUUCUCAUCGACAUCAAAUUGCUUUAGUAGCGAAUAGUCAGCUCUUUGUUUUUGUAGCUUGGUUAUGUCGACUAUGCAUAGAUAGGCUCAAAAGCCCAUUAUUUUAUUGUGAGCAUGUUCAGCAUUAGAUGGAUCAUGAGAAGGUGUGUUUACCUUUGUUGCUCAAACUGUAGCAGCAGUCAACUUGCGUAAGGAAUGCGCUGCAAGCUGGUUUAUAGAGCAACCGUUCGGUCUCCGUGACGUAAGCUGCUGGUUGUGCCACAUGUGGGUCUUGCAGAAGCAAUAGUUGCUGACAUCCUAGCGUGUUCUUAUUAUGGCCAGUGUAGAUAUGCCCUCAUAGGCAGGAAAGUUUCCACUUCCUCGAAUAGCUCGUGAAGAACCGUGGGUCACCAGCACAAGAACUUUACUGUAGUGGUAGCUUGACAUUGGUCAAAUUUUUCGACUUGGUGGAAGCUAUGGAGCAUUCGCAGCAUCCACAUUGGUCACAUUUUUCACUUUUGCCAAGUUGCUGGUAAAGAAAAGUCUUGUGUGUACGCUUGCCCUCAUAAAUAUUAGUGCCGGCUUUUAAGUGGCAGAGGGUGGCAUUUUGGCACACUUGGGUGCUUUGAAAUGUGUUGUCAGCAGAAUGGUUUUAAUUGUUAAAUCUGGCUUUGCACAUACUGAUAUUUUCUUGUAAUUGGUGGGUACCUUUUCACCUGAUGUCGGGCUGUUCUCUGUUGUCGCAUAUAUUUUUUUUUUACCUCAUUUCUCAUUCUCCUUUUGGCCUGGGCAAUGUGUGUAUAUGUGUGUGCUUCACAGAAAGGACAUUGCACGUAUUUUUGUUUGAAGUGUGCGAAGCAAGAGUGUAUUUAGCAGUGUUUUGUUGUGCCCUUAUUUGUUGAUUUUUUUUCUUCUAGAAGCGCUGCAUGAGUGAGGUGAUGCUGUUUCCCCUCAUCGUAAUAAAUGAAUGCUUGGAAACAAA